Molecule: messenger RNA, 2200 nt
Organism: Lates calcarifer (barramundi perch)
Lineage: Eukaryota; Metazoa; Chordata; Actinopteri; Centropomidae
Gene: top6bl
Product: DUF4554 domain-containing protein
Biological process (GO): meiotic DNA double-strand break formation
Source: RefSeq, a predicted model, not a curated record
AUCAUUACUAGUUGUGAUACAGGAUGUAGAGUGAAGAUACCAAGUGGGAAACAACACAACCUUAAAAAGCUCAUUGAGGAUUGUUGUGUCAGGACAUAAAAUGCUCAGAGAAAUACAGCAGGUGUUGAGACUGGUCAUGCUCAUGGGAAAGCAAAGACGACAGCAUGGUUUAAAGACUGCAGGAGGACUUCUGGUGCUUCUGUGGACUGAGACAGGAGCUUCUGGUCAUAGUUUAAACUGCACUGUUGCAGCUGCUGGUCCUUGGUGCACCGGAAUUAAAAUGAAAGCACUCAAGCCUGUCCUCACAGAUCUGAAGGAGAGCAUGUUUCCUUGUGUGUGGCCUUGUCCUGAUCCUGACCCAGAGGAGCUGUGUACCUUCACUGAUCUGUAUGGUUCCCUCAGAUUGCUCCUGUCCUUCCAGAUGAAAGAUGCAAGCCUAUUCAGUCCAGAGUGGCAAGCCCAUAUAGAGGCAUUCCUACGCACAUUCAGUUUGGCUAAUGCAGGGAUUAAAAUUCACCUCAAAUUCAAGUUCAACCAGCAGACCCUGCAACGAGAAUUCAGAGUGAAAAUCAAAACUAAAGUUUCACAGGCAGCCGACCCAUCACUGAUUCUGGAUGUCACCUGUAUUACACAGCCUCCAGAGUGUGUGCAGAAAGGAUGCUGGUGUCAGGGAGGACACCCUGUACUUGGAGGCAGGUUGCCACUCAGUAUCCCACCACAAGCCAUGGAUCAGGGCCUGUACGGGGAGCUCAGCAUCCAACCUGUGACACUUCUCAGCCCCUGUGUGCUUCAGUUCCCCAAUCUGGCAACCCAGCUCACUCACAUACAAAUAUCUUUCGUGUUGGUUUACAGCCCUAGUAAUGUUCCUGUUACAGGCCCCUCCACCUUCAUCCAGAACCUUCCUGUUCAUCUGGACUGUCAACAACUGGGCCUGCGUGGCCUUCACUGCUCUGUCGUUAAAGAUCUUGUGCUCAGCGGUGCCACAGUGUAUGAAGUAGAGCAAGAAAACUGGGAGGAAGAAUCAAGUCUUCCCACAAUACAGCAGAGACUCCUGCUUCUCCUCUUCCUGCAGCACAGUGACCCCUUCUCCUCCCAUCUGUCUGAUGUUAUGGCUACAGAGGCGAUGAUAGAGCACCACCUGGAGGAUAUUCUGAGCAACAACAGACAGGCAGUCACAGCAGCCCUGCAGACUGAGCUCAGGAACACACUGACAGCACAAAACCACAGGAAAAAGAACCAAGAGAAGCUGUGUUCAGCAGUCGAGGUGAUUCUCAGUUCGUCCAUCAGUGUUGUGAGCUGCAGCAGCAACGUGGACUUCAGAAAUGCGUGUCUGACCAGCAUGAAGGUGCGUGACACUCAUGAACUGUUGGCCUCCCUCUGUGAAUCUCUGAGGAGGGUGACAUCAUGGAAAUUUACCCCUAGGAGCAGGUGCUACUCUGCUCAGAUGGAAGAACAUCCUGAGAAUGAUCGGCCCAUCAGAGCAGAAAUCUGAGACUGUCUGUGUUUGUCUUGAAAGAGUUUUGUUCCAUUUGAAGCCUGUGGAAGCAGUUAACACUAAAAUGUAUAUUUUCUUUUUGGCAGUAGAGGUAGCUGUUUAUUUGAUUGUUAAUUUAAAAAAUAUGUUGUUGUUCAUAUAGUUUGUGUGUUACAACAGAUGGGAUUGUUUUUUUUACACAUUUCCAAGAUAGAAAAUGUUCCAAAGAGAUCUGUAUUAAGGCUGCAACUAAUGAUUAUUUUCAUUAUUGAUUAGUUGAUUGAUUAUAAUUAUUGUAUUGUUUUUAUUUAUUGUUUGGUUUAUAAAACAAAAAAAUUAGUGAUAAAUACCUGUAACAACAUCCUGCUGCACCAGGUGACAUUUGGAUCGUCCAACACUCCAAAACAUGUUCAGUUUACUAAAAUGUAAGACUGAAAAAGCAGCAAAUUCUCACUUUCUAAAUGCUAGAACCAUCAAGUUUUUUUUUGGUGGGCGGCAUUGUUGCUUGAAAAUUGCAACAAUUAAUUGUUUCCCAAAAAAGUUUAAUCUACUGAACUGAUUUUUUUGAAAAUCUGAAAUAAUCUUUUAUUGAUGUUUUAUGCCAUAUGUACAGACACUGUAAGGUUGCGUUAUACAGUUCAUGUAGUUCAUGCUAUUGUUUGUAGUUAAACUGAGAAAAAUAUCUGUACAGCCCUGAGGGUUAAAACUAAAUGCAUGUUCCUACAG